UUCAUUCUCAAAGUCUUUCUUCAGUCAUUGUGUGUCAUGCAUCUCUUUAUCUGUUAAUGACAUGUAAUUAAUUUAAUAAAAUUAUAAGGAAAUAGCCAAACAAAACAACUAUUGUGUGUAACAUUAACUCUUUAUCGGGCGAGGAACCAUAACUUAAUGGACCAUUCAUAAUGGCGUUUACACGCCUCUCCGUGAGCUCGUAAAGCGCAUGGAUUUCUCCCAGCCAAUCAGCGGAUGUCAGUCUGCGUCACCGAUGGUAACACCAUGGCAUCUGACCAAUCAGGAGCUGCCCGGGCCGCUACAAACUUCAGCGUUAUUCCGGAAGUUCAGAGACAGAUCUACUCAGACACAAACAUUAUUACCAGCCAAACCAACAAUGCUGUCUACUCGGCUCUUUUGUGGAAAGCGGGUGACUGCUGUUGUGCCGGCUGACCCCGCCAUCAGUGACGACGAGGUGGCAGACCCCGACUUCAUCCCACUUACCCACGAGUGCCCGAGUGACAUGGGCCCUCUGCCAAGAGGAGGUGUGUGCGGACCGCAGUGCAGGAGCUUGAGGACGAAGACGACGAGGAUGAAGACCAGCCAGCACCACAAGCCAAGGGCCCCACAAAGAAGGGCAAGCCAGCGUCCAGGCUAACCAGCUGGAAGAAGGUUGACCUGGAGAACCAAGCCCUGCCUGAGUACCAGCACGUUCCCCCUGACUUCAUCGAGACUCCAUAUGCUUACUUCAGCAAGUACUUCAGCCCCCGUGUCAUCAAGCACAUAGCAUCCCAAACCAACUUGUAUGCAACCCAGAAGGACGUGAACACCACCUUCACCACCACUGAAGAUGAGGUGAGGAACUUUGUGGCCAUCCUGCUCUACAUGGGGAUUUCUGAGCUGCCCUCCAUGGAUGACUACUGGACAAUGGAGACCAGGGUCCCUCAAGUUGCAAACCUCAUGUCGUCUAAGAGGUUCAGGCUGAUGAGAAGGCUUGUCCACUUUAAUGACAACACCCAGAUCCCUGGCACCAUCGACAGAUUCUUCAAAGUCCGGCCACUGUUCAACCUCCUGGUUACUGUCUUCAGGAGUGAGCCACAGACCCCCAAGCAGUCUGUGGAUGAGGUUGUGGUUGCCUACAAAGGCAAGACAGCUGGCAACCUGAGGCAGUGCAUCAAGAGCAAGCCGGACAAAUGUGGAUUUAAGUUGUUUGCCAGGGCUUCUGAGGAUGGCUUUAUUCAUGACCUGGUGCUAUACCAGGGCAAAACUACGCUGCAGGCCCACGGUGUCCCCAUGACGUCUGAACAACAAGCCUUGGGGGUCACCAGCCAGAUAGUCUCCGUCCUGGCCAGCACCAUGUCCUCGUCCACCACCACAGCCAUCUUUGCAGACAACCUCUUCACCAGCCUGGAGAUAGUGCGGUACCUCAAAGAUAAGCACUGCAGGUACACGGGGACAGCCAGGGACACCAGAAUAGGCAAACCUCCAUUGAAGUCCAUCAAGGACAUGGAGAAAAAGGCCGUCCCUCGUGGUGUACAUGACUACGUCACCAGUGACGAUGGGAUCCUGGCCCUCAGGUGGAAGGACAACAGGGUCGUCUCUCUGCUGUCAACAGACAUGGGUGUGGAGCCCAUAUCCUCAGUCUACCGGUACUGCAGUGACACCAGGAGGUAGGAACCGGUAAG
This is a messenger RNA of Onychostoma macrolepis, 1664 nucleotides long. RefSeq names its product piggyBac transposable element-derived protein 3-like. The coding region runs from base 865 to 1653 and encodes 262 amino acids. Gene Ontology annotation, molecular function: sequence-specific DNA binding. The record is from RefSeq and is a predicted model, not a curated record. The transcript has 2 exons. NCBI's taxonomy places the organism in Eukaryota, Metazoa, Chordata, Actinopteri, Cypriniformes, Cyprinidae.